Molecule: messenger RNA, 780 nt
Organism: Penaeus vannamei (Pacific white shrimp)
Lineage: Eukaryota; Metazoa; Arthropoda; Malacostraca; Decapoda; Penaeidae
Source: RefSeq, a predicted model, not a curated record
AUGGAAACAGGCCGAGAAGACGAGAAGAGGGAGGUCAACGUGACGGCCCUCCUCAAGACGCCUGUGCUGAGGCCGCCGCUUCCUCGUCCUCUGCCCUCAAUGUGGUCGAGUGCUGGAUGGUCAUCAUCCUCGCCUACGACGCCCACAUGCCGCAACACGGAGCACAUAGGCCCCAAUGUGUUCGCCCACCUUCACCCUCGCCGGCUUCGUGGAGCUCCGGCGGACUUCCUGACGAUGGUGGCGGUGGAGAAGCUCGGCCGGAGGCACACGACGGGCGUGGACGCUGUGCUGGGCGGGGCGCUGUGCCUCGGGGUCGCUGCCGUGCCGCCGGACAACACACACGUCAUCCUAGCGUUGGCAAUUGCGGGCAGAUUUCUCAUCACGAUGUCCAUCAACGUGGGCCAACAGUACCCGAUCGAGGUCCUGCCAACAGUGGCGCGGGGAUCCGGGUCCGGGGCUAUCCACACGCUCGGAUAUGGAGCGGCUUUCGUGUCUCCUUACGUGGUGUAUUUGUCCAAGUUCGGCCACUUCCUCCCGUACACCAUCCUGGGCGUGGUGACCGUCGUGGGCGGCCUCGUGUGCGUCCUCCUGCCGGAGACGCUGGACCAGAAGCUGCCGGACAGCCUGGAGGACGGGGAGGCCUUCUUCGCGGGCCAAGGCUGCUGCUACAACCCCUGCGCCAGGGUUAUUUCUCCAUACAAGUUGGAGAAGUCUGGAGGCAUCACACAACCCUAUCUGACCAUCUACCUCAAUACAUAUUUCCUCUGUCUCUACCCUUAA